Molecule: messenger RNA, 1649 nt
Organism: Trematomus bernacchii (emerald rockcod)
Lineage: Eukaryota; Metazoa; Chordata; Actinopteri; Perciformes; Nototheniidae
Product: E3 ubiquitin-protein ligase CCNB1IP1
Exons: 4
Coding region: 1-780 (259 amino acids)
Biological process (GO): reciprocal meiotic recombination
Cellular component (GO): synaptonemal complex
Molecular function (GO): ubiquitin protein ligase activity
Source: RefSeq, a predicted model, not a curated record
AUGUCUUUCUGCGAUGACACGCUCCUGUGUAACUUCCCAAAGUGUCGCACCAAGCUGGGCGGCUUUGCCUGGGUCACAGCUUGCUCGCAUGUCUUCUGUGAUCAGCACGGGUCCGGUGAGUUCAGCCGCUCCCCCGCCAUCUGCCCGGCCUGCUCCUCUGCGCUGUCAGGGAAGCUGGACAUUGUGAGGACAGAGCUGUCGCCAUCUGAGGAGUACAAAGCCAUGGUGCUGGCAGGCCUGCGACCAGAUGUGAUUCUGGACAUCAGCGCCCGAGCUCUGGCCUUCUGGAGCUAUCAGGUCCAUCAGGAGCGCAUGUUUCAAGAGUACAGUCUAUCUCGAGCGGAGGCCCAGCUGAAGCAGAUGGAUAAAGUGGUGACUCAGCAGAACCAAAGCAGAGAGGUGGAGCUCUCCGGCAUGAGGGGGGAAAUCGCUUCCCUGAAAAAAGUGAUGGAGGAGUAUAAAAGGAAGUACAGCGAGGUGUCUGAGCGGCUGAUGGAGAGAAACAGGCAGUACCAGAAACUGCAGGGGCUUUACGACUCUCUGAGGCUGCGUAACAUGGUGGUGGGUGCGGGGGACAGAGACAUGCUGCCACAACCAGGACGGAACGACUAUAACAUUGGCGUGGCUCGGCAGGGAACUCCCCAGAGGAGCCCACAGUUCCUCUCCGUGGCCCCCAGUGGGGACGGACGGUUCUUCUCCUGCCUGGAGGCUGACGGAGCAAAAAACUUCUUCCAGUACAGCUCCCCCGCCAGGGAGAGAGGCCAGCCCUACAAGCACUGAGACGGCCACAACUGUUGAACUUAACUCCACUUAUUUAUAAAUGCUAAGGUGUUCUAAUAUUUAUUUCUGUUGGCAGUGUUUGCCCUGAGUGCAUUUUUGUAGUUAUUUCUGUGAUUUUGAACUAAACUAGGAGGGAAAUCCUAUAUUCAACCUUCUAAAAAGUGUGUUAAGAAGUACUUGGCAAGACAUAGUAAAAACAACAUAAACUGUUUCCUGCCUUACAGUCCUCUUUGUUAUCUGAGAUUCCACCAGUUCAUAUGAGAAAGAGCUUUACCUGCUUCUGCUUCUAGUCGGAAAAACCUACAAAUUGAUAAAAAGUAUAAGAAGUAGUUGAGCCGUAUCUAAGUAAAGACAAUGGGUGGCUUUUAUCGGUCAAAAACUACGGAAAAAAAGUCAAAAUAAAUGAAAUGAAACAUGUUCCUGAAGUGAUACAGUGCAUAUAAUGCUACUAAAUGAAUAACAGUAGGUGGUCUAUCAUGCAAACACUAAUGGUUGUUGAUUGGAAGCAUAAGGAGACCCACUGAGGUCUAGACUUGAAUAUUUAGGGUAAUGGGGCGGUUUCUCUUGCAUAACGAACAACCAAAUCGCUCACUAUGCUGGUUAACCAAGGUCGCAUCAAUAAGGGACAUUUAUAAUUAUUGUUUUUUAACAAUGACAUGAUUAUCAUUGUAGUCAAACGUUGGCUUUUUUAACAUGAGACAUUUUGACAUAUCUAAGUUGGUAAGACACAGUUGGUAAGACACAGUUGGUAAGACACAGGUGUACAUAGUCAAACUAAUUAUUAAUUUAGCUGUUUCCAUGUGUCUCUCUCUCUCAUCUGUCUCUCUCUCUCAUCUGUUUCUGUCUCUCUCUGUGUCUCUCUCAUCUGU